Messenger RNA from Scutellospora calospora, 132 nucleotides. The record is from the annotation of a GenBank genome assembly. NCBI's taxonomy places the organism in Eukaryota, Fungi, Glomeromycota, Glomeromycetes, Diversisporales, Gigasporaceae.
CUAAUUCUGUUCUUAGCAUCAUAAAUAAGCAUAGAGAAUUAGUCACCUGUCAAAACGCUAAUGAUGAAGAAGGUAGUUUUAAUAUCUGUGACCAAAUCCUCAUUGAUUCUACAGUUAGUUGUGAAGAGGCCU